GCUAGGCUAGGACAGUUGCCCACUCAUCUCUCGCACUCGCACUGCGCCUUUUGAUGCCAAUCCAUGGCUGCUUGCUCAGCUCAGCUGCACCUCUUUUGAUCUUUUCCUCUUUUUAAUUUUCCUUUUUGCUUUGAAGCAUCCAACAUCAUCACUACUAAAGCGCAUCAGUAGCUGCCUAGGCCUCCUUUGUGUGUUCGUUUUUUUCCUCUCUAGCUUUAUAGCUUUCCCUCCUCCGUCGUAGCCGGAUUCUGCAGGCCUCCAUUGCGUCUACUGACGUUUUGCUUUGCUGUUCUGUUCUUGGGGUUGCUCUCUCUCUCUCUCCCCUUUACUUUGGUUUUGAGGGGUUUUCUGUUGCUGAAUAAAACUAGUUCUUGAUUGGUUCAUGCUAUCCUUGAGUUCUUGAGAGACCAUUCCUCCGUUGUGUCGCUGGAGUCUUUGGCCUGAUUGUGGAGGGCUUCUGCUUUAGGGCAGUUCUUGGCGUCCAUUGCUGUUCUGGGUCAUAAAGUUUUAAUCUUUUGGCCAUUAGACGGAGGAAUUCUUGAGCCGGGCUACUUUUCCCCCUGAUAAUCAACCAGGAGCAGGGAGGCUGUAUCUUUCCCCCUUCCUGUUCUUAAUCAACCAAGAGAAGAGAGGAAUUCUUGAAGAAAGGAAGUGUUUGGUGGUGAAAUGGCUGAGGUGAAGCCUGAGGACAUGGUCCAUCAUACACCCAUGGACCAGCUCCAGGGAUUUGAGUACUGCAUAGACUCCAAUCCAUCCUGGGGAGAAGCUAUUGCGUUGGGCUUUCAGCAUUACAUUCUGUCCCUGGGCACUGCUGUGAUGAUCCCAACAAUGUUGGUUCAGCUUAUGGGUGGAAAUGAUCAUGAUAAGGCAAGAGUUGUUCAAACACUGUUAUUUGUUACUGGGAUAAAGACACUGCUCCAGACAUUAUUUGGCACUCGGCUACCUACUAUCAUUGGGGGCUCGUAUGCAUUUGUUGUUCCAAUUCUCUCCAUAAUCCGUGACCCGUCACUUGCGCAAAUAGCUGAUGGCCAUACUAGAUUUGUGCAGACAAUGAGAGCCAUACAGGGUUCCCUUAUUGUCUCCUCAAGCAUUCAAAUAAUUCUUGGCUACAGCCAAUUAUGGGCAAUUUGCUCCAGGUUCUUUAGCCCACUUGGGAUGGUUCCGGUGGUCGCGCUUGUGGGGCUUGGCCUAUUUCAGAGAGGAUUCCCUGUGGUUGGGAGUUGUGUGGAGAUUGGCCUUCCGAUGCUUAUCCUGUUUGUCGCGCUUUCCCAAUAUCUCAAGCAUGUAACUGUCCGACAUGUUCCAGUUUUGGAGAGGUUUUCACUGCUUAUAUGUGUUGCUCUUGUCUGGGUGUAUGCCCACAUCCUCACAGCAAGUGGAGCUUACAGGCACACAGCCCUGCUCACCCAGUUCAGCUGCCGGACAGACCGUGCCAACCUUAUUUCUUCUGCUCUAUGGAUAAGCAUUCCAUUCCCAUUGCAAUGGGGUGCACCAACAUUCAGUGCAAAUCAUGCAUUUGGUAUGAUGGCUGCAGUUGUGGUGUCAUUAAUUGAGACAACAGGAGCAUUCAUGGCUGCUGCACGGUUGGCAAGUGCAACACCACCACCAGCGUAUGUACUGAGUAGAGGCAUUGGAUGGCAGGGAAUCGGUACCUUGCUAGAUGGUUUAUUUGGCACUGGGACUGGAUCUACUGUUUCUGUUGAGAAUGUUGGUCUCCUUGGAUCAACAAGGGUUGGUAGCAGGAGAGUGAUACAGAUUUCUGCAGGAUUCAUGAUCUUCUUCUCCAUGCUAGGAAAAUUCGGUGCACUGUUUGCCUCCAUUCCGUUCCCAAUAUUUGCUGCUAUAUACUGUGUUAUGUUCGGCAUUGUUGCUGCUGUGGGACUCUCCUUUUUGCAAUUCACCAACAUGAAUUCAAUGCGCAACCUCUUCAUCGUUGGUGUAUCACUCUUUCUUGGCUUAUCAAUACCAGAGUACUUCUCUCGCUACACUGCGAGUGCACAGUAUGGACCAGCGCACACAAAGGCUGGAUGGUUCAACGACUACAUCAACAGCGUCUUCUCGUCGCCGCCGACGGUCGCGCUCAUCGUGGCGGUGCUCCUCGACAACACGCUCGACGUCAAGGAGGCGGCAAGGGACCGGGGGAUGCCGUGGUGGGCGCGGUUCAGGACGUUCAGAGGAGACAGCAGGAACGAGGAGUUCUACACCCUGCCAUUCAACCUCAACAGAUUCUUCCCUCCAUCAUGAGCUGCUUGCUGACCUACCAAAAAUCCAGAAAAAUGGAAGCCAUGUUUCCAAAUAGAUCGACCAGCCAUUGCACCACUGAAAUUCUAGUCUCCUUUUGAUAGAGUAGAG
This is a messenger RNA of Oryza brachyantha (malo sina), 2352 nucleotides long. RefSeq names its product nucleobase-ascorbate transporter 2-like. The record is from RefSeq and is a predicted model, not a curated record. Gene Ontology annotation, cellular component: membrane. The coding region runs from base 667 to 2244 and encodes 525 amino acids. Gene Ontology annotation, molecular function: transmembrane transporter activity. The transcript has 14 exons. NCBI's taxonomy places the organism in Eukaryota, Viridiplantae, Streptophyta, Magnoliopsida, Poales, Poaceae. Gene Ontology annotation, biological process: transmembrane transport.